CUAAGAUCUAGCCACAGCACAAAUCCACAAUCCAUCGUCGGUGGUAUCUAAUCGAGUGGGAAAAGCGUAAGUCUGAUUUCCUCAUUCUAAAUUGAAAACAAAGUUUACGUGUUUUUCGCCUGUAAAACAACUUCUCUUGUCCAUAGUUGUGAUCUGAAAUUUGCUAUGCAAGUCAACAAAGCUACUCAACUUUUAAGUGAUUAAAAAUUACGGUGCUAGUGCUCCGCUAUAAUAUACUUGAUAAGUUUAGUGGUUGAUAUAUUUGCACUUCCUUUUUGUCUGUUAGUCACUUAGAAAACUGAAAUGAACGAAAGUAGACUUAGCCGGAAUUAACUUCUCGCAGAAUAGAAAAACUUUGAUGCAGUUUUCCCAUAUUUUUCAGUUUUUCUUCCGGUUCCUAGGCAACUGCGAAGAAAACAAUAAAAUUUGGGGACGAAGCUAGUGUUGAUAUUGAAUUAGCCAGUUUUACCCGGUAAUAAUUUUUUUCGAAUAGCGUUAUUGUUAGUGAAACUCGCGUGUCGAAACUUUGUUUACUACCCAUAAAAGUCCACAAAUCAGUUUAAAGAUGAACUUAUUUUAUUUCUACAAAAUCAGAAUGCCAUUCAUUAAACACAAGAAAUUGGCAGGUUUAUAUAGAAAAUACUGACCUAUAGUCGAAGGAAAAUGAGUCUAUAUGUACGUAUCAGGCGGUCCUUCAGUUCUUCUCUUUUUUGCCGACUUUCGCGCUCUCCCACCCCCCAAAAAAAACCCUGAUUGCAGGUUAGUUAUCUUGCUUAUGAAUCAUCUAACUUUUCUCCGAUAUUAUAUGUGCACUUCAAUUUAAGUGGGAAGGACCAUUUUCGUCCUGAGAUAUGCCAAGUUAAAACUUCUGGGAAAGUUUAUGAAAUUAAGUCCAGUCAAGUAUAGAACUUGACUGAAAACUACCGUUGUCUUGUUUUUUAAAAUAGCCUAUCAAGAUUGCAAUGGAAAACCGUAGCAAACCACGUUUUGACUACGUACAAAAGAACCAAGAAGAAAAGGUAUCAAUAUAUAAAAAUGCUGUGUAAUAGGCUCUUUAGCUAAUGGAAUAAGCCAGCUGUUAGGUUCUAUUUUUAUCGUGCGUUAAGGAGGGUGUCUAUUAGCUAUAUAGAAUGAUAUAGUUGGAGAUAAUUGAAGAGGUAAAAAACUUCCGUCAUUGACCGCAGUGAUGUCGAUAAAUAUGAGCUAAAUAACUUUCUAACUUGCUCAGAAUGUAGCAAGGUCUGCGGAAAAAAACUUUUUGGUGAAAACAAAAAAAUAAAAUAAAAUAAAACAGACAUCGGGAGAUUAACAAUCGGACGUGUUCAACACCAGCUUUUCGUCAGCAAAAAUUUAUUUUAAAGGGCGAGCCGUUCGAAAUUGCAGCUGCUUUGAAAUAUCUUUUGAGAUGCCAACUGUAUUUCUUUUAUCAAUGUUAGUUGACAAAACUAAUGUCAUGUAAAUUUAGUGCAAGGAUUAAUCUAACUCAAAUAGCACCUUCAAAGAAAAUUCGUUAUCUCAAAUGCCAGAUGUUUUUUUAGAAAUUCUUAUGUGCAAAUCGAACUGCAUGGUUUCGAAUUAAGAGGUAAGGUGUAAAAUUCACUUGAAUGGCAACCUUUUUAUUCUUGUUUGUAGAUAUUACCUCGCCUCUUUUCUCCAAAGAAAGCUCGCCGAGCACACGACUGGUUGCGAUCUGGAAAGCACAAUUAUGAUGGUAUGUGCAUUAAACUGAACCCUUCGGUUUUACCACAUAAAUAUAGGCUCUUCCUUUUUAAACAAGAGCUUUCAUCUCAAAGCAUUUUAUGCUAGGGAAUCUUUCUUCCUAGUCUUUCGCAAUUUUAAUUGUUAACUUGGCGACACAAGUUAAAGUAAAAAUAAAAAUCAAUUCCAUAUCCUUGAAUGCUGCAACGAAAGCGUUGCGAGAUAUGUUCAUAUUUGGGGUGCAGAGGAGGGGGGGAGGGGGUGUAACAAGAAGGCUUCCAACAACAUGUCUAGCGCAACAAAAUUGCAAGACAAGAGUGAGGAGAACUUUGACCUCUUGUUACCAUGGUAGCAAAAUUUCUGGAUCUCAAGAGGAGGCGUGAAACAUGUCAGCUGCAAAAUCUUGUUUUCAUGAUAUAUCUUCUGAGAAAGUAAGCAAGUUCGGAAAAUGAGGGUGAGCGAACUUUGUCGUUGAUUGUUUUAUUGCAGAAAAAUUAGCUGUUCUUAAACAGUUUUGGAUUAAAGAUGAGGAACGGCAAGCCACUGACAAGGUAAGGAGUGUGUCUUAUCACUGCAAUAAUAAAUACGAUUUUUUGUUGCAUUGUUUGCGUGUGGUAUCAGUUUAAACUGCAAAUAGUUUAUGUGGCGGAGAACAGGCGCAGAUUCAGAGAAAUCAGAAAAAGAGUGCCGGAAGAAUUUAGUGUUGCUACUGAUAUAGAUAAUAUUUCCUAUAUUUCGGUUUGGAAGACGGGGGCUCCAGAAGGUUUGCCUUCCAUUUAACGGAAAUAUCGGGGAAAUUUGUUGAAAUAUAUACUUUGUAUAAUUAUUUUAUUUACUUGCUCAUCGCCUUGCCGUCAGGAUCAGUUUGCCAUUUUAUAUUACAAAUUUUCUCUCGCAUUUGUCAUCGUUUCAGGUUCUGAAGGAAAGUUUUCAUCCCCAAGUUGCACCACGUGUUCGGGAGUGGCUCAACGAGGCUGACGGAGAAGGUAUGGGCCCGAACAAUUAACAAAAGUUGUCACCAUGGAAACGGAGUUUGAAUUGACAUAUGUUCCAGGCGUUUAGAUGGUGGAGUGCGGCGCAAAGUCAGAGAGCGGGAACAAUAAGGAGGAAGAAAGGGAGGGGGAAGGAGCGAGGGAGAGAGAGGCACUCUUGCCCCCUACCCCACUCCCUCGCUAUUUUUCCUGCUCGCACCUCUUUGCGCCGUCCCAACAGUCUGAACACCUAAAACAGGCUACGUGCUUCCUUGAAAACGGCCCUUUAACUUCGGGUAAAACAAUAUUGUUUGUGUUUCUAUUUCCUCAGACAAGAAAGCUAUCAUGAAGUUAUUUCGAUCCAUCGCCAACCAACCCAGUUCAGAGAAAGCAACUACGGUCUUUAUAAAACCGGGAAAGAAUGGUCUACUGUCCAAAAACAUUUCUUCCAAAACCAUGCAGUUAACUGAUUCUGGAACAAUGGAAACGCGUGAUAAAGAGCGAGGGAAAGUGAGGUGGCAAGAGGAGCACAACAAGGCGCAUAAAAAUGGGAGAAUCAUUGGUAGAGCGGAAAUGCGAACCGAGUUCGAUAUCGCGCCUGAUUGGCGAGCCCCUAAACGCAGUGUGGUUCCUAUGACCCAGAUCACUCGUCAAUUGGAAGUGCAGGAGCGGUUACCAAGGCUUUCUAAGCACACUUGUUUACCGCAUAAUAGACGGGAGUUUGUGAUUCACCCAGAGUGGAUUAUACAUUAA
This is a messenger RNA of Porites lobata, 3422 nucleotides long. NCBI's taxonomy places the organism in Eukaryota, Metazoa, Cnidaria, Anthozoa, Scleractinia, Poritidae. The record is from the annotation of a GenBank genome assembly.